Molecule: messenger RNA, 1440 nt
Organism: Fusarium oxysporum Fo47
Lineage: Eukaryota; Fungi; Ascomycota; Sordariomycetes; Hypocreales; Nectriaceae
Exons: 3
Coding region: 1-1440 (479 amino acids)
Source: RefSeq, a predicted model, not a curated record
AUGGUUGCUGUUAUACAUCCUUCCCCACGACUUUGCCCCCGCUGCACAUCCUUCCCGUGGCCAUCAAACCCUGAUUACAAUGAGCCCAUGUUUCAAGAUCUAACGCUUAGCGAUACCUUUUAUUGUCUUCAAAAUUCAGCAGAUCGGGGUUUCGUACUAAGGCUUUUCAUAUGCAACGGCCAAUUGCUUCUAACACCGAUAAUAAAGCAUGAGGGCGAAUUAGUCCUUCGUAGUGCAGGACCGAAUGGUGACUUUCACUCGGAGUCACCUAGAAUGGGGGACUACUAUUCGCAUGCGGCUUGCUGUAUCUCUGCAUCGGCCGCAAAUGAUAGUUCAGAAGGAAUUUUAACUGAACGCCCGAUCGCAAGAUUCCCAAUGGACGACAUUGCCUUGAGGCUUGCCAGCCACCAGACAGAUGAGCUAAGAUAUCACCUAUUCAAAGCGAACGACUACAACCCAUCGCUGAAGCAUAGCCUCCUCAUGUCGCCGAUAACGAAACGCGGAUGGUGCUUGCAAGAGACAGCACUCCCGAAGCGGAUACUUCAUUGGACUGCCCAAGGCCUCUAUCUUGAAUGCCAAAGCUCUCUUUUCCUAGAAGGCAGAAAAACCCCAUUGGAAGAUUCACCUUUUUCCAAAGCUGACUCUUCACCAAGAGUAGUCAUGAGGAUGCCCGAUAAAGACAUACUUUUCUACAAUGGAUGGUAUCAGCUUGUUGCUCAGUUCUCAAACACCCAACUGACAUACGAGACGGAUCGACUGUACGCCAUCCAUGGACUUGCAUCUAUAUUAAUCCAAAGGUUGAAAGCUGAAUAUUUCAAUGGUCUCUUUCGAACGAGUCUUGCCGAGGGGCUUCUGUGGUAUCACUCAAACCUUGAGCAUGAAUCAUACAAGAGACCCAUCAACGCACAACUACCAUCUUGGUGCUGGGCAUCUAGCUGUCCCGUUCGCUUUAUGAGGAUUGAUCAGACGCCCGUAUUUAUCACAGAUGAUCACCCAGAGCGGCCUCUGCAAUUCCCUACACAUUCAGAGGCUCUGAAUAUGGUAGAAAGCACCGCUCCGAGGCUAUACAUCAGAGCCCCCGUUAUCCAACUCUUGAUUGGGAGAAAUAACAAGGCGUUUGUGAAGGAUAAGGUUUCGGGGCAUACGGAGCCUUGCUCAUGUACCUAUUUCCUGGACAGAAAUCGUAGAGUCAUGCAGAGCAUGCCUUACACUCCUGCCGUCAACGGGGAAUGGGAACAGGAUCAGAGCGUAAGCGUGUUAUGGUUGCCAGUAGGGCAAGCAGUACGUUAUUUUAAUUCACCGAUAGUGGGGCUAUUAGUGCAUGAGUUGCCUGAGGAAGGAAAGGGGGUAUACCGCCGGUAUGGAGUUUUGGAGUAUUACAAGAUGCAAGACCAAGAAAACAGAAGCUUCAGAGACGUUGAGGAUAUAAUUUUAAUUUAG